GCUCCAGGUUGGCUCCUCCUCACCUCCUUUUCCAUGACCCUGGGCUCCGGCCGCUGCCUCGCUCUCCCCCGCAAUGUUUCCUAGCCCUGUGACAACGACACCCUUCUCGGUCAAGGACAUUUUGAACCUGGAACAGCAUCAGGGCGGCCUGGCCUCCAUGGAGCUCUCCUCGCUGUCCUCCCCCUCCUGCAUGCUGGCCACCUUCAAGCAGGAGACGUUCAGCGCCGAGCCCCCGACCCUGCCCGACCUGCGGGAGGAGAUGCCCGAGGCCAAACCCACUGCCGCCUUUCCCGGCUCCUUCUACGUUAAAAACUACGUGGAAAUGGACUCGGCCAAAGACGCGAAGGCGGACAAGAAAGAACUCUGUUCCCUGCACAAGAGCCUGGAGCAGGAGAAAAGAGACCUGGAAGAUCCCGAGCGGCCCAGACAGAGGAAAAGGAGGAAACCUCGCGUCCUCUUUUCUCAAGCCCAAGUCUACGAACUGGAGAGACGGUUCAAGCAGCAGAAAUAUCUCUCGGCUCCCGAGAGAGACCAUCUAGCCAACGUCCUAAAGCUCACCUCCACUCAGGUGAAAAUUUGGUUCCAAAAUCGAAGGUAUAAAUGCAAAAGGCAGAGACAGGAUCAGACCUUGGAAAUGGUGGGCAUCCCCCCUCCCCGGCGGAUAGCGGUGCCGGUGCUGGUGCGCGAUGGGAAGCCCUGCCUGGGGGAGUCAUCUCCCUACAGUUCGCCGUACAAUGUC
Molecule: messenger RNA, 739 nt
Organism: Mesitornis unicolor (brown roatelo)
Lineage: Eukaryota; Metazoa; Chordata; Aves; Mesitornithiformes; Mesitornithidae
Gene: NKX2-5
Product: NK2 homeobox 5
Exons: 2
Biological process (GO): regulation of transcription by RNA polymerase II; cell differentiation
Cellular component (GO): nucleus
Molecular function (GO): RNA polymerase II cis-regulatory region sequence-specific DNA binding; DNA-binding transcription factor activity, RNA polymerase II-specific
Source: RefSeq, a predicted model, not a curated record